UACUGCACACCGUCAUGAGUUUAAAGUUAAAUUGCCCUCGGUUUUGGACGGGUGAACAGUGUCGAGGAGAAUGCGUCAAAAUAUUGCAGAUUCUCACACCGCGUUCAAUUAAUUCCUUUUCUAUAAAAGUACAUCCUCUUAAAAAUAAAUAGAGUUCUUUUACUUUAGGAACUAAAUAACUAAUAAAGUAUUAUCGUAUCAAAUAAAUUGUAAACAUGGCUCAAGAAAAUGAAAAUAUUGACGAAAAUAACUCGAAUAUUAAUUCCGUUAGUGACAAUCAGAUUCCUCCUCGGCCGUUUAGAAUAACCAUGGAAUUUCCUUUAUUUUUCACCAUGUUAUCGGUAUCAUUGUCAGGUGCUGCAAUAAGCAACUUAGUCUUGUACAGAACAUGUGUUCAUUCUUUAAACCAUACUCAAGAAGAGUGUCAGGUUUUUUUAUCACCAGCAAGGAACAAUGGUAGUCAACAUUUAGAAGAAGAAGUACAGAAGUAUGCAACGUUUGUAUCUAUGUUGAGAACAAUAAUAGAAUCAGUUGCGCCAGCCAUCCUUUCUCUUUUCCUUGGAGUCUGGUCUGAUACUCAUGGAAGAAAACCUUUAGUUGUUUGGCCUUUACUUGGAAUGUCUCUGAGUGGUGGUCUGAUCGUUAUCUACAGUAUGUUGGAGAGUUUAGGCCCAUGGUGGUUUAUCCUCACUUCCAUACCAGUUUCAUUGUCUGGUGGUUUUACGGCUAUGUUCACGGGGUCCUACUGCUAUGUGAGCGACAUCACUACCAAAGAUAAGAGAUCUCUUAGGAUGACGAUAGUCGAAGCAUCGGUAUCAGCUGGCAGUGUUAUUGGUGCCGUGGCUAGUUCGUAUGUAUUGCGAGCUGUUGGAAAUGUAUACUUGCUGUUGAUAUCAGCUAUGUUGUUCGUAGUAGCUUAUGUUUUUACCAAUGUUUGCUUGAAAGAAUCUUUAGCUAACGCUGUCCAGGGAGGUAUAUCAACAGUAUUAGACAUUAAACUUAUGAAAGAGAUGUUUGUCGAAUGUUUCAAAAAGCGACCAAAUCAUGGACGUGCCCAAAUACUCUUGCUGACAUUUGCGAACAGCUUGUCAAUAUUCCUUAUGUACGGUCUCAUGAGUUUGGAGUACAUGUACACGAGGCAAAGACUGCACUGGGCGAUAAAACAAUAUACUAUAUAUUCGGCUUUUAACACGACGAUAUCAUUCUUCGGAUCUUUCUUCGGUGUGAUAUUAGUCCAGAGACUGUUCAAAGUGACGGAUUUGGCGUUCUCUAUCGUUGCUUUCUCAUCGUCAACUGCCCAUUAUUUAAUUAAAACAUUCGCUACUGUUUCGUGGCAUAUGUAUCUGGCUUCUGCUAUAUCUCUGUUUAGAGGUUUGUCGUCACCUCUGAUAAGAUCGCUGCUGACGAAGAUACUGCCUCCGCAAGAUAUAGCGAAGGUGUUUGCGCUGAUGUGUACGAUCGAGGGCAUCAGUCCACUGAUAUCGCCUGCGUUGUAUAACUCAUUGUAUGCCUUCACGAUAUCAUCAUUCCCAGGUGCCAUAUACGUGCUGAGUGCGGCGAUAACCACUUUAUGUGGAAUAUUCUUAGGAUUUGUGCAAUACUUCAGAUGGCGACAAACGUCCAUAAUAUAUGACAGUUUAUCCAACGAAUCGUAAUUUUGUAACCAUGAUAACAGCAUCUAGGUACUUAAACGUCACAAAUAAUAAUAACAAAAUAAAUAGUUACAUAAAUAGUUUAUUUGUUAGUAUAUCAUACUCGUGCCUUAUAAUGACAAAAAUGUCUAUUAACUUACU
Messenger RNA from Vanessa tameamea, 1793 nucleotides. RefSeq names its product probable peptidoglycan muropeptide transporter SLC46. The record is from RefSeq and is a predicted model, not a curated record. Gene Ontology annotation, biological process: transmembrane transport. Gene Ontology annotation, cellular component: membrane. Lineage: Eukaryota; Metazoa; Arthropoda; Insecta; Lepidoptera; Nymphalidae. Bases 216 to 1655 code for a protein of 479 amino acids. Gene Ontology annotation, molecular function: transmembrane transporter activity. The transcript is spliced from 7 exons.